AUGAAAAGUUUAGAGAAUUAAUACAAACAAGAAUAUCCAAAUUUGAUUGCAUGUUUUAAAAGAAAUACUUAUCAACUGCCUCUAAUAAAAGCAGACUUGUAAGACUAGAUAGAUGAAAAAUUUGAAAAAGUGCAAAUAGAAAAUGAAUACACAAUUGAUACAAAUCUCAAGAUAGAAUAAGCAGAAAUCUUUAAAUGCUUUAAUCCUGAAGCUCUUAAUGAAGCAUUGUUUUAGAAUGCCACAAUCUUAAGAAAAUUUGGCAGAAUAAGAUCAUUGAUAUCAAGGGGUUAGUAUUUAGCAGUAGGGAGUAAUUUAGGAGCAGUACUUAAUUUUUAUAUUGGAGCUGAUCCUCCAAAUAAAUCAUAUGUAGAAAUGAAAAGUCAAUUACUUUAUGCGGCAGAAAUAUGUUAAACAGAAUAUGGUAGUGUAAAUUAAUUAAGUUUUAAUUUAUCACAAUCACAACUUGCUGUUGGUUUUGAUAAUGGAGUCAUAGGAAUAUAUGAUAUGAUAAAUAUGAAGCAUUUGAAAUGGGUUAAGGUACAUUAGAUAAGAAUAGUUUCAUUAGGAUAUGUUAAUGAAAAUACAUUUGUUUCUGGCGAUGAAUAAGGCAAUUGCUUUAUUACUAGAUGUGCUAAAGGAAGAAUAUUUUAUGAUUUGGAUUCCCAAUUCAUCAUAAAAUCACAACCAAUGUCCAUAAUUAGGUUUAUUCCUUUGAAAUGCAAACCAUUAUUCAAUUUUCCUGAAUAUACAAUUGUUGCUUUGGGUAAUGGAUACAAAUGUUGGGUUUUAAGGAUUCAAGAUACUAAUGUCACUCAAUUUACAAUUUUAGCAGAUUUUUAAAAUGAUGCCCCUGAAAAUAAUUAAUGUGUUUUAGAAUGGGAUAUUCUUAAGGUUGAAGAUAAAGAUAGAUUAGUAUUAGGAAUAUCUUGGACUAAUUAAACGAAAUCAUUUAUAUUUUAGGGAGCUGAAUAUGUGGAAGGGAAAAUUAGAGCAAAUUUUAAGUUACUUAAAGAAAUAAAGAUGUCUGCUAAUGUAAAAUUUAAAUACAUUAUUAGUUUAUAUAUAUGAAUUCAAUUUAUAAUGAUUUAGUUUUAUUAUUAACUGAAAAAGGAGCAGUAUAUACAAGCAACUUUACUAAUUAUAAGACUUAAAAAAUUAUUUAGAUGGAAAAAUUCGAACCUUUACCUCUUAUGUAUUGGAAAGAUAACAAAUAUGAGAGUUAAUUUAAUGUAUGUAUUUCAAACAAUGAAAUUCUCUAAGAAAUAUACAUUUUAACAAGCUAAAAUGUUACAGUAUUAAAAUACUAUAAAUUUGAAGAUAAGAUACGACACUUUAUGGAAAAUUAAUAAUUUUUAUUGUGUUUUUAAUUGAUAUUAUGCAUACACAAAAAAGUUUUUAUGGAAUUUGAUAGAUAAAAGUUAUUGAUUUUUGUAUAAUAGAUAAUUGAUUUGUAUAGCAAAUAGAUAGCAAGAUUGUAAAUAAGUGGUAAAACAGAAGAAGCUUAGAAAAGAGGAAUUUCUUUGGUUAAAUUUUUAAUUGAUAUUGGAACUGAAUAAUAUUUAAGUUCUAUUUGUGAUUUGCUAUCAAAAACAUUAACUGAUGAGUCAAAAUUCUUUUUGAGUAUUGUUGAACCCUUUAUUAUUAAUAAAUAGUUCAAAUUUAUUCCUGAUGAAGUAUUGUUAAAGCUUAUAUCUUUGUUGAAAGGUCAGAAAGCCAAGAUUUUCUUGCUCCUCAAUUAAUUAGAUCUUAAUAGAGUGAAUUACUCAAUUUAUUUAUAAGCUUGUUUGGAGAGCUAAUUAUUUUUCCCUAUGAUUUAUUUAUGUACUCAUUCAGCCAAAAAUGAAUUUUUGACUCCAUUAUUUUAGAUAUGGAAUUACAGCAUGAAGCAAUCAUAAUUAGAAAACUUUGAGGAAGAAAUUACAAGUGUUAGAAAAGUGAUUUCAUUUAUCGAGUAUAUAUUGUAAGGCAGAUUAUAAGAUGGUCAAUAAAUACCUAUUGCUACAUUGAAAGUAAGUUAGUUGAAGAAUUAUUUAGAAUACUAUUGAAAUGAUGAUUGUGUGGAUUUUUGAAGAGAACAAUUUAAGGAGAAUGAUAUGGGUAGAUCCAUAUGGGACUUUUUAUAUCUUAUAUUAAAUAAUGACAACAACAAAAUAAAAUUAAAUUGAAUUAGACCAUUCAAAAAAUUUGUAUAUAUUAUUGAUUAAUUUAAGAAAUGUGAUUUAAAAAGUAAUGAAAAUGUUUAUGAAUCCCAGUUAUCGUUGGAAAUUUUAAUAAUAAGAAUUUGAAGUCUAAUAAUAGUUUAAUGAUAUAAGUGGAUAUGAAAACUAUGAUGUUUAAACUGCUUAUUCAUUCUUUAUAAUUAAAGUUAUAUUCAUUUUGAAUUUGGAAGUAGAAUUUGAUAUAAUGAUGGAUAUUCUUCUAUUUUGUACAUUUAAUAAAUCGUUCUUGUUCUACAUAGAUUAUAGAUCAUAUGCAGAAGUUAUAGACAAAAGUGAGUUAGCUUAAUUAGAAUAACAUUAAAGUCAUUCAGAGAUUAUUGAAUAUUUUCAAUAACGAUUGAUACUAAAAUUUGUACAUAUUUUGGUUAAUAAAAUCUAAACACCAAAACACAAAGAGUAAAUAGAAAUGUUAAAUGGAUUUACAGAUCUAAAAUAAAUACCCUUGAUUUAAGCUUAUCUUUACUAUUAUGUAGGUGAGUAUCAAACACCUGUAUCUAUUUAUUUAAGAUCAAAUAAUAUUUUAGUAUAAAAAUAAGUAUUCAAAUAUUUAUAUGACACUUUAAUAUUGAUGGUAUAAAUUAUUAUCUAUUAUAGCAUGGCAAAGAAACAUAUGCAUAACUUAAUGGUAUAAUUGUAUCAAAAUUGUAAGAUCUAUUAAAUUUAGAUAUCUAAAAAACUAGAGAAUUGAUUUGUUAGUUUUAAAAAGAUAAUGAACUUUAAGUAAUAGAGAAAUUAGGUCAGAAUAAGAAUUUAUAAUUGAAAUAUAUUGAAACAGUAAUUAAGAAGGAUAUUAAUUCUGAAUUUGGAUUAAGUAACAUUUUGUUGAUAAAGCAUAUUGAAGUAUUUUCAUUAUUUGUAACUAUAAUAGCUUUUAUGUGAAUUAUAACCAGAAAAAGUAUUAUCAUAAUUAUAGAAAAUUCAUUAUCCUUUAGAAGAAGUAUUGGAAAUUUGCAAGAAAUUUAAAAAUAUUGAAUCCACUGCUUAUGUAUAUUGUAGAUUAGGAUUUAUUGGAGAUGCAGUGCAAUUAUAGAUUGUAUUAUUAAGAAAUCUGAUAUCUAAAGUUGUUACUAAAUAAAAAAAUGUUGAAAUAAUAGAAUAAAGAGAGUAUGAUGAAUUAGAAGAAAAAAUGAAUUAGAUUUCAGAAAUAUGUCAAUAUCAUUCAGAAAAUCCAGAGAAGAGUUGGUAUUAUUUUUUAGAUAAUUUAAUUGAGUUAAAUUAUGAGAUUACAGAAAUAAAGUUGAAUAGAAUUCUAGUCAAAAAAAUAGGACAAUUAUUUGAAGUAAUAAAUUAUUAACAUUUAGGAUAUAUCUACUCAUACUCCUUUAGAUUUGUUUGCAUAACAAUUAGGUACUAAAUAUAGCAACAUUAAUAUUAAGGAUUAUAAGGGGAAUUUUAUUAAAAUGGUUAAUACUUUCUCUUAUUAACAUUAUUUCAUUUAAAAUGCUAAAUUUAUAAUACAAAGAUUUUUUAAUAUGGAAUCACAGAAUUUUUUGAGAUCUCAUCUUUAAGGAUACUUUACAUUAAAUUAUUGUGAUAUUUGCAAUGAGUAAAUAGAGAAUAAAGGAUAUAAAUAUUUGUGUGGUCAUUUUAUUCAUGUUGAAUGUAAAUAAAAGGAUCAUUAAACAUGUUCAAAAUGUUUAUAAUCAGAGAGAUUCUUUUUAGAAUACACUAGUCAAAAAUAAAAAUUAAAAAUUAGUAGAAUGAAAAAUGAUGAACAAAUUAAAUAAAUAGAUACUAAAUAUUUAAGUAAUCAAAUUCUAUUAUAAUAUAAGAUCCUUAAAUAUAAAGAUAGAAAGAAGAAAAAACAGAAACAAUAAUUAACAAUUCAGCUAAACUUUCAUUAUAUGAUAUAGAAAGGGAAUAGAGGUAUGAUUUGAGAAUGGAAUAAGAUAUUAUUAAAUUAAUGAGAGCUAAUAUGUGA
Molecule: messenger RNA, 4140 nt
Organism: Paramecium pentaurelia
Lineage: Eukaryota; Ciliophora; Oligohymenophorea; Peniculida; Parameciidae
Source: the annotation of a GenBank genome assembly